Messenger RNA from Paramuricea clavata, 4207 nucleotides. The record is from the annotation of a GenBank genome assembly. NCBI's taxonomy places the organism in Eukaryota, Metazoa, Cnidaria, Anthozoa, Malacalcyonacea, Plexauridae.
UGUCAUCCUACUGUCCAACACCAGGUAUGGAUUAUCCGAUUACUUUUUUACUUAAUCUAUACUUGAAUUAAUGUUCAUGUUAAUUUUGUUUAUUUAAAUAGUACAGCAACUUCUUCGAAACUUUCGAAGGAUGCAUCACUCCAAAAAACAGCGAGUUUUCUACGGAUCUUUUUCAGUUAUGGAAAUCUGGGGGUUGAGGUCUUCAUGAAUUUAAUAAGGGAUCGGAAUUUUCAUGCAGGGAUUUUCAGAAAUUUUAGAAUUUGUUUUAGUAUUAUAUUGCGACUUACGACAUUUUUUCGAGUCAUACGCCCUUGGACCUCUUGCACUUCUAACACAGUCAUAUAUAACCUCUUUCAUGGACUUCUUACAUGAUCUACGGCCAAGAAAUUUAUGUAUUUUACUCUGUCUAACGCCAGACGAUUCUCUCGAUGAGUACUAUAGAGUCACUUCACGGAUACCAAUUUUAUUCAACAGUCAAUAUUAACCCUAGUUUGAACAUAAAUAUUAUGUCUGGUCGGAAUAUGAAUAUUUCUGAUAGGAGUAUGAAUAUUUGUUAAGAAAUGUUCAUGUCCGGGCAGAGGUUUCAGGCAUAAUGGUAUUUUGACCAAUUUACUUUUGUUAGUAUUUUAUUGUUAGGUUGAAAUGUGGGUAUAAACCAUCUUACGUUUGCUGCAAGAUUAAGUACUUGGGCAGACAGCCAGUAUUUGGGUAUAUAAUUGGUAUUCUGGUAAACCCCCAGCUUGAAUAGAAAUUCGUUUUGUUUAUUUUAUCUUAGCUCCACAAGACAACAACAAAGAUAAUGAUUGUAAAAGUGACGAUGAUGAUGAUGAUGACACAGUGAUUGUAUUGGUGUCUAUUACUAUGGUAUUGCUGGUUUUGUGUCUUAUUGCAUUGAUCGUUGCCAUUUGGUCCGUGUAUAGAAUGUAAGUAAUCAGAUAUAAUGUAGACCACUGAGCGCGUAAGAUUGUUAAUAUGUGCAAGUUGUGAACCCACCAUGAAGUAUGAGUUGUUUUUUUUAUGAGUAUAGAGAUGAGAAGAAGAUAAAUAUUAAACAUUGACACUUUGACAGGCUUGCAGAGAACAAGAUGGAAGCGAAGAUUUGUCUUCUGGCCUUAAAACAAAUUUCUUAUCGUUUUUUCUUCAAAACGACAUUUCUCUUUAGUUUUUUUUAACAUUAAACAAUUAUUGGAUGAGGCUGAGCAUGACAUCAAGAAUUAUUCAGACCUCGGUCAAUGCAGGGUUUAUUUUAAGAAAAAAUUGGAACUGCACAUAUUAAGGAUGUUACGAAGCAUCACGUGUUUGACUGGGGGGUUCAAAGGAUUUUUAUCUAUAUUUAACGUUGUAAAUUAUGAUAGACUCUUAAUUUGUAUAUAGGUGGCAGAAUAAAGGUGUGGUUGGGUGGGGCCAGACAAACUGGGUGGGGAGCUACAGGUAGGAGGUGUCCCCCAAAUUUUGAAUUUAGAGGCUCGUAAGUUCUGGCAAAGAUUGGUUUCACCCAACCGGCCAACCACCCACAAAAAUUGUUUCAAAACAUGUAACUGGGAAUCAUGAAUACUCAAUAUAUAAUAACCUUAGGCAGCAAAGAAUAUUAGGUUCUCCCACUCUAAUCUCUUUUAGAUAGCUUCGCUCACACCAAUUUUAUCUCCUGUUCCAUUACCCCCAGCACGUAUGUGAUUUGUGAGGAAAAUAUGAGGGUCUGGUGGUCCUUUUCCAGAAAACAUUUAGAUUUUUGAUGCUCAUUGACAGCAUUUCUGGCAUCUGGAGCAUCCACAAGGAAAACGAGUAAAUGAGAAAACUGUUUUGAGGUUAUAUUUUUGUUAAUUUGGUAACUGUACAUUUGAGUUUUAAGAACUGCACAAAUAGGUUUAGAACUGCACAUUUUGUGUAGAACUGCACGUUAAAAUAAACUCUGGGUCAAUGUUAUCUGCCGAAGCGAGGCUGGGGCGGAUAACAUUAACCGAGGUCUGAAUAAUUCUUGAUGUCAUGCGAAGCCGAAUCCAAUAAUUGUUUUAUUAUACAUUUAAAUACAUAGGAAACGUACAAAACGAUUAAACGAAGUUUACUAAUGUUUCAAGUGUAUUAUUUUAUUUUCGCGCGCUUUUGGGUUCGAGUUGUUGGCCGCGCUGGGAAUGGGCACGACAGCAUCCAAUUUUUUUUUUAUGCAAGUUCGAUCCAAAAAGCUAUUAUUGGAAUAAGUACCGAAUAUUCAAAAUUAUCCUCUCUGACCAAUCAGGAACGAGAAUACACCUACUAAAUGUAUAAUAAUAUGCGUUUUCUUCAUGAUAAUAACGCUUUGUUGUUAGCCAUAAAUUCAACAAACAAAAAAUCCCAAUGCCAUUAUGCCAUGUUUACAAUUAUGACGAAAAAACCUCAGCCAAUCCAAACGCUGAGACUAUAACCUUUCAUGCACACGUUACUGAAAUCGUCUCAGUCGUUGUGCCACGCAGUUUUUACGGAUUGGUACACAGAAUGGUGCAAAUGUUUCAAGCUGUAAAAUUUGUUUCAUAGAAAUUGAAAACAAUUAGUUACUAGACAUUUUUAUGACAUCAUAUCACCAGUGUUCCACCCAAAUCCCAGCAAGAGAAUCAGAGAAGCAGAACUGUAUGAAUGUCAGAACCUGAAAAAUAUUUAUAGUUUAAUAUUGAAGGUUUUUGUAGAUGGAAAUUUUGAGUGUAAAUAUUAUAUACAAUUACUAGAUCUAACCAGAAGCGGUUGCGGGAAAAUGUAACUAUCUGCCCUCGGAAAUCGAACCAGUGGCCCUGCGAUUCCAGUGCAUAUAGAUAUCUUAUGUACACUAGAUAGCGCAUCUCUUUUAGUAAAAUUGAAGCCAAGAAUAUUCCAGCGGUUACCCCAUUUGAAUAGAUGGCGGCCAUUUUGAAUUUUCCCACUCGCUAAUAAACGCUUAAAUUAAAAACAAGAAUAACUUUCAUCAUUUGAAUAGUUUGAAAAUGUAUUUGGAAUAGGUUUAACUCAAUGUUUAAGUCCCCUGUUUAAGAAAUAGAAAACAUACGAGUCUUCUCAUUUCAUGGGAAUAUCCUGAGUCUGCAAUUACGGCUUCAAUUUUUGAAUUGCAGAAUAAUUAGAUGCACUAUAUCUAGUUAUAUAAGAUAUUUAUGUUCCAGUGCAGUACCAUAGAUAUCUUAUAUACACUAGAUAGUGCAUCUAAUUAUUCUGCAAUUCAAAAAUUGAAGCCGUGAUUGUAGUCUCAGGUCGUUCCCAUGAAAUGAGAAGAUUCGUAUGUUUUCUAUUUACAAAUACGUUUUUAAACUAUUCAAAUGAUGAAAGUUAUUGUUGUUUUUAAUUAUUACAUAAUAAGUUAUUAAGCGUUUAUUAGCAAGUGGGAACGACCAACAUGACCGCCAUCUAUUCAAAUGGGGGUAACCGCUGGAAUAUUCUAUUCUUGGCUUCAAUUUUACUAAAGAGAUGCACUAUCUAGUGUAUAUAAGAUUGAUAUCUUAUUAAGAUAUCUAUGUUCCAGUGCAGUACUAUGAAUAGUCACACUCGAAAUUUCCAUCUACAAAUCCCUUCAACAAUUAGUUCUAUCGAUUGAGAUGCCCAAAAUCCUGAUAUUUAGAGUUUAGUUAAUUGUUAAAUAUUAAUAUCAAAAUCAAUUUAUUCACAUAACCCGCAUCUGUUAACGGCCGGUCAUUAUUUAUGGCGGGGGUGGCACCGAAGAGAAAUGUUUUUCGUGGUAAAAAUUUUGCUGACCCAACCAUUAGAAAGUCAAAAAUUUGAUUACCCAACCUCAACUGUCAAUUAAAAAAUAAAUACCCACCCCUAGCCAAAAACUUUACAAAAGGAUACCUUUACCACUUCUGUGACAUGAGUUUGAUAACGGCUUUCUGCAGUCUAAAGUUUUAUAUUGUCUGCACAUGUUGUUUCUUUGGAGACACCAUUUGUCUCCCAUGCAACAAAUCGGAAAAUGAUCAAGAUAAUGACUCUGAGUGAUUCACAUAUUGUAUCUACAUAUGACUGUUGACAUUGCUUUUUAGUCUUCAAUAUUUGAAUGAGUGAUGCUUUGGAAAUGACAACAAUUUUUUAUGACCCAACCCUUGAGUUGUUUUGUUUUUCAUUUACCCAACCUUUUACUCACUCAAAAUUUUGUUUACCCAACCCUUUUCUCUUCGGUGCCACCCCCCGCCAUAAAUAAUGACCGCUCCCUUAAAUGUAAAUAUACUCUUCUCUUUGCAGGAAAAUGUACCAAUAA